AUGUUUGUAUUGGAGCAGGAAGAAUAUGCACGUGAAGGAAUCCAAUGGACAUUCAUUGAUUUCGGUUUAGAUUUACAAGCAUGCAUUGAAUUAAUUGAAAAACCAUUGGGCAUUUUAUCAAUGUUAGAUGAGGAAUGCAUCGUACCGAAAGCAACCGAUCUUACAUUAGCACAAAAAUUAAAUGAUCAACAUUUGGGAAAGCAUCCAAAUUUUGAGAAGCCAAAACCACCAAAAGGCAAGCAAGGUGAUGCGCAUUUUGCUAUGCGACAUUAUGCCGGUACUGUACGAUAUAAUGUAAGCAAUUGGUUGGAAAAGAAUAAAGAUCCGUUAAAUGAUACUGUCGUAUCUGUCAUGAAG
Messenger RNA from Acanthocheilonema viteae, 357 nucleotides. NCBI's taxonomy places the organism in Eukaryota, Metazoa, Nematoda, Chromadorea, Rhabditida, Onchocercidae. The record is from the annotation of a GenBank genome assembly.